Rotaria sp. Silwood2 is the source of this 1361-nucleotide messenger RNA. NCBI's taxonomy places the organism in Eukaryota, Metazoa, Rotifera, Eurotatoria, Philodinida, Philodinidae. The record is from the annotation of a GenBank genome assembly.
UAAAAAAUAUGGAAGGAAUCCAGGUUGCUCAAUAUGUAAGUGAUUUAUCAGAUGAAGAAGUUUAUAAAGAAAGUAAUGAAAAACCUCAAAAGAAGAAAAAAAGAACAAAAUAUUGGGUCAAAGAAGCUGUGUUUGAUAAUGCUGGUGAAGCCGAAGCAUCACUUGGUAAUGCAUGGUCAAAACAUUAUACAAACUAUUCAGAAAUUGGAAGAAAAGUUUAUUACAGAUGUGAAUUAGAACAAUGGUGCAAACAGAAUGUUGAUAUUCCAACUGAUGAAAAUAAAUAUUUUGUUGUUUCAUAUAAAAUAAUUUACGACGAUGAAGAAGAUGAUGACGAGGAAGAUAUUAAUGGAAAUAUAUUUCGUGUAUUUUUAUCAUCUGUACGGUUGUUGAACAUUGCAUCAAUAUCAUCACAUGUACAUGCUGAUGCAACAUAUAAAUUAAUUUGGCAAGGAUUUCCAGUACUUGUAAUUGGAACAACUGAUUUGAAGAAGGUUUUUCAUCCAUUUGGUUUAGCUAUAUGUUCCAAUGAACAAACGAAAGAUUUUGAAUUUAUUUUUAAUAGUGUACAAAUUGGUUUGGAAAAAAUAAAUAAAAAUUUACUUAAACCAUCAGCAUUAAUAUCUGAUGUAGCCGACUCGAUUAAAAAUGGUUUUAAGAAUUGGAAGAUGAACAACAGGCAAAAAAAUCAAUCAAUAAUAGAAUUUUUAAAUUAUUUCGAUAAUGAAUGGAUCCAAACAAAUGGUGGCUGGUAUGAAGGUAUUCAACUUUAUACACCUUCCACCAACAAUGCCCUAGAGGCAACCAAUAAAGUAAUAAAAGAUGAUGGUACAUUUAGAGAACGUCAUGUUCUAUCAAGAUUUUUAGUGGUAGCUUCAAAUAUAAUUAAUAAUUGGUCAAUUGAACGUGAUCCAUCUUCAAUAAAUACAAAACUUUUUGCUACAGAACCAACAAUUUGUUUAAAUUUAUGGACUACAUCUUAUCAAUGGGCAAAAUCAUCAAAAAAUGUUAUUUGUAUUAAAAAUGAUGUGUCAAACAAAUAUUACAUACCAGCUGGCAAUUUAGAAUCUAUUUCACAAGGUGAUUUAAAUAAAUACGUAAACAAAAAAUGGACAACUUUCAACCAGUUUAUGAAGUCUUUUGAUAUUUGGUGUGUAGAAAUUAAGAAUGAUUCAGAUUGGAAAACAUCAAGAUGCACCUGUCCAGCUUUUCUUAAAAACUACAUUUGCAAACAUAUCAUCGGGAUGAGUAUUCGUUUAAAACUUUGUAAACCACCACCGGCAGCAAAAAACGUGCCGAUUGGUGAGAAAAGAAAGAGAGGUCGACCAGCAAAAGCAAGACGUGCUUUACUAAUGCAAUAA